CUAAAAUACCCUGCGCCUUUGCUAUAUAAACAACGAUACACUCCAGUUUCACAAUCAGUGCAUUUAGAGAACAUUUUCCGUAACGAUGUUCUCGAAAAAUUUUCUUACGCUCUUAUCAGUGCUGUGGUUGACGUUCGGAGUGAUUUUCGCGAAAGAAGAUGAAGAAAAACCCGAACCGAAACCGAAAAGUGAAUACAAAAAAUCGCUGUCUAGAGACUGUGCUACCACCUACACCACGACAUGUUUGAAAUUGGACAUAGUGUCUUGGGUCGACAAGUUAAACGAGGAAGACGACUAUAGUGUUAUACCGGGUGUAUCGGUGAUCAAAGAAGACAACGGGGAUAAAAGCAAUACGGCUGAUAUGGUGGCCGAGCUUGCUAGGGACUUCCCCAACGAUCCCGAUGCUCGACUGGACGCGUUCCUGAUGAAAAAAGUGUCUUCCUACCUAAACAGCCAUUCAUUGCGCCUGGAUUUACUCAACAAGGACACGGUUGAAUCAGCCAGGGUAAGCGGCCGUGGAGGAGGCGGAGGAAUCGGUGGAGGCGGCGGUGGAGGUGGAAAAGGAGGGGGUGGAAGUGGUGGAGGUGGCGGCGGCGGCGGUAUGGGAAUGAUGAUGGCGGCAGGAGCUAUGAUGAAAGGCACCCUCUUGGCCCUAUCUCUAGGAGGUAUCGCUGCAAUAGCAGGUAAAGCCCUGAUGACCGGUCUGAUUUCUUUGCUCAUAUCCGCCAUUAUUGGACUCAAAGCCCUCACUCAUGGACAUAAGUCGACCACUUAUGAAAUAGUUUCGAAACCUGUGUACAGCCAUUCUAAUUCUCAUUCAGUGGGACACGAGGAUCAUCAUGAGCAUCAUCCUGGUGGUUAUGGACAUACUUCGUAUGGAAGAAGUUUUGAUAUGCCGUUACCAUUGGGUUUGCAACCUGAGUACAAACCAGCCUGAGAGAUACCAAAAUACCUUAAUCUUAAUUUAUUUUUUUUUUGUUUUUAUUUAUUUUGUGUUUUAUUUGAAUAAAAUAUUUUGAAC
Psylliodes chrysocephalus is the source of this 1021-nucleotide messenger RNA. The record is from the annotation of a GenBank genome assembly. NCBI's taxonomy places the organism in Eukaryota, Metazoa, Arthropoda, Insecta, Coleoptera, Chrysomelidae.